Messenger RNA from Mugil cephalus (flathead mullet), 1798 nucleotides. RefSeq names its product ER membrane protein complex subunit 3-like. Bases 140 to 925 code for a protein of 261 amino acids. Gene Ontology annotation, biological process: protein folding in endoplasmic reticulum. Gene Ontology annotation, cellular component: EMC complex; membrane. The record is from RefSeq and is a predicted model, not a curated record. The transcript is spliced from 9 exons. Lineage: Eukaryota; Metazoa; Chordata; Actinopteri; Mugiliformes; Mugilidae.
GAUAUGUGUUUCCUGAUUGGCCGGAAGUGCUUCUUCUUCCGUUUAAAACUGCCGAACGUGUUGGUCGCGUCGCUAGUUCAUAAAGUCCAUAAAUGUGAGUCUUCCUGUCUGUGUCUCUGUCCACGGGUUGAACAGAGCAAUGGCCGGCCCAGAGCUCCUACUGGACUCCAGUAUUCGGUUGUGGGUGGUCCUGCCCAUUGUCUUUAUCACCUUUUUCGUUGGGAUUAUCCGUCACUAUGUGACCCAGCUGCUCCACAGUGACAAGAAGAUUGACCUUGAGCAGGUUUCUGACAGUCAAGUGCUCCUGCGCAGCCGCAUCCUCAGAGAGAAUGGGAAGUACAUUCCCCGACAGUCUUUCGCCAUGAGGAAACAUUACUUCAACAAUGCAGAGACUGGCUUCUUCAAGAAGGUCAAGAGGAAGGUCGUCCCCAAGAAUCCAAUGACAGACAGCAGCAUGUUGACAGACAUGAUGAAGGGAAACCUGACCAACGUCCUGCCCAUGAUUGUGAUUGGUGGAUGGAUCAACUGGGCUUUCUCUGGAUUCGUUAUAACUAAAGUGCCGUUCCCUCUGACUCUGAGGUUCAAGCCAAUGUUACAGAGAGGGAUAGACCUGCUGUCACUGGACGCUUCCUGGGUGAGUUCUGCGUCCUGGUACUUCCUGAAUGUGUUCGGACUGAGGAGCAUGUACAGCCUCAUACUGGGACAAGACAACGCUGCUGACCAGUCACGGAUCAUGCAGGACCAGAUGACUGGCGCCGCCAUGUCUAUGCCCCCUGACCCAAACAAAGCCUUUAAGAGUGAGUGGGAGGCGCUGGAGAUUGUAGAACAUAAGUGGGCACUGGAGAAUGUGGAGGAAGAGCUGAUGUCCAGAGACCUUAACUUUGGAACGUUCUUCAGCCAGGACAUUAAGUCCACCAUGUUCUAGAACAGGACGCGUGGGCUCUGGAGCGACCGUGAAGGGUUCUAGAACUCGGCUAGAUGCAGCUCUGAAGGUCCUAAAGUGCAGGACAUGUCGGCUCUGUGACAGCUCUGAGGGUUCUAGAACACAGUCGUCACAAAUUCUAAUCACACACUUCCUGCUUUUUUAGGAGCUGCCAAAUUUAAAGUGAUUUUUUUUUUUAACUGAAUAAAUGUACACAAUAACAAAAAAAAAGUAUGGCCCUCUACUUUUCUUCUUAAAAUCUUUUGAACUACCAAAGACAUGGCUUUAGCUCAAUGAUUAUUUAUGGUUAUUAACUAAUAAUUUAUGUUUUAGACAAACGGCCUGUCUUUCAGAUCUGCGUUCCAGGUUUUAAUGAAGAAAACCACAUUAGUGUCUGAAAUCUCUUCCUUUAUCAAGUGCCCUCAACAUUUAAACAGAGGAUUAGCAAAACAGCGUCCACAGCAUGUACACUGCUUUUGGAUAAAAUUCCCACAAUGCAGUGAGCCAUAUUUUGCAGGCGUAGAACAAUGUUGGUGAUGAUGAACCAAGAUGAUUUCAGACACGAUUGAAGCCUUAUUAAUUGUCUCUUGUGUGGAAAAGACGAGUUCUACAACGUUUCACAAACGGUCCAGGAGCCUGCGUUGACUCAGGAAACCAGCAGAUGGAGCACCGAGGUCGUGGUGUUUGUAGCAGACCUCUGGAGCAGCGUUUAAAGACAUUCAGGAGGACAGAACGGACAGAGGCGCUUUAAAUGACCGCAGGCGUUCAUGUUUUCUUCCUGUAGGACUUUGUGCAUGGACUUUUCUACACUGCUUGCCAGCUGAGGCUGUACGGCAACUUGAAGAGAGUGUUUAAUAAAUGUGCCAUCACUACUAA